Cyprinus carpio (common carp) is the source of this 1227-nucleotide messenger RNA. It is a transcript of the gene sars2, whose product is annotated as seryl-tRNA synthetase 2, mitochondrial. The record is from RefSeq and is a predicted model, not a curated record. Gene Ontology annotation, cellular component: mitochondrion. Gene Ontology annotation, biological process: mitochondrial seryl-tRNA aminoacylation. NCBI's taxonomy places the organism in Eukaryota, Metazoa, Chordata, Actinopteri, Cypriniformes, Cyprinidae. Gene Ontology annotation, molecular function: serine-tRNA ligase activity; ATP binding; tRNA binding.
UCUACUUUGGCUAGUCUUGAGGAGUAUGUGAGUGCUAGGGAAGAGAGUAGAGCAAUCAGAGAGAAACUUAGUCAGUUGUAUGUGCAAGAGGGUGAGCUGGAGAAAGAACAUUACUGCCGUGCCCUAAGAUUGCCCAACAGAACACAUCCAUGUGUGCCCAUCGGAGAUAAGAACCAGGCAAGAGUUGUUGAAUUGGUUGGUCAGAAACGAGAAUUUGAUUUCAAACCAAAAGGCCACCUGCAAAUUGGAGAGAGACUUGACAUCAUAAGACAAAGACGGCUUGCCCAUGUGUCAGGGCACAGAUCAUACUAUUUGAGAGGUGUAGGGGCCAGCCUUCAGUUUGCCUUGCAAAAUUAUACCAUGGAUCUUCUUCAGAAACGGGUUAGCUAUUUCAUGGAUCAUGCUGUAAAUCUGAAGGAUUUACUUGUCAGAACAAUCUGGAGUAGCACAUGCUAUCGAGCUGAAACAGAUACAGGCAGAGAGGCCUGGGGGCUCUACAGAGUUCACCAUUCACCAGAGUUCACCAGUUCACAAGGUAAACAGAAAACAAGUGGAGAGGAGAGUUCCCAAAUGUUGGAUGAAUUUGUCAUGUUACAGAAGGAGAUUUUCACUUCCUUAAAACUUCAUUACAGAGUCUUGGAUAUGCCUACUCAAGAAUUGGGGCCUCCUGCCUUCCGAAAAUAUGAUAUUGAGGCAUGGAUGCCAGGACGUGGCAGCUUUGGAGAGAUUUCCAGUGCCUCAAACUGCACAGACUACCAGAGUCGGCACCUUAACAUUCUCUAUGAGGGAAAUGAUGGAAACCUUGAGUAUGCGCAUACGGUUAAUGCUACAGCUUGUGCUGUUCCACGUACUGUCAUCUCAUAAUUUGACAUCUCAUAAUUUGUUCCUGUCUUUUUGGGGUUCCUGUCUGUGUGUAAAUUAUUACCACUACCACAAAACAUCAGAAGGAGCAAAACAAAGUAGUACAGAUCAUAAUAAAAUUUGAUGAUGAUGUCAUGAAUGAUUCUAACAGAAAAAAAGUAUUUAAGAAAGUAAAGAAAGUAUUUGCAGCAGUAUUCAUAUCAUGCAGUUUGUCUCUUACUACUAUUGAGAAGACAGCAUGUUGGUAAACUUUCCAUUGCUAUCUUAAGUCUUUCUUAAGGCUUAAGAAAUCAUGGGAGCCAUUCCUUCAUCCCAAUCCCAAUCAUGGGAAAUCAUUCCUUGGCGCCGUGGUUUAGUUGGUUAAAG